GUCCAAAUAAAUUGAUUAUGAAGAGUCGAUAAUUGGAACGCAACCGUAGAAUAUUUAUUUUAACUGGCAACAUUUCAAUCUGUCAGUUCAAGUAUAGCUUAGUCCAUGCAGUGUAUGCAAGCGCUCCGUUAUUUAAAAUACAAAUCUCGCCUAUUAGUAAUUGUUUUACUUUAAUGUCAAAGAUGGUUGCGACUUUUCUGUGACUUCUAUGGUACGCAAAUCAAGAUGCCUAGAACAAAUAGAAAUAGACAUCUGACUGCUGAAGUAAAAAAGAUAAGACGUCGUGUACAAAAAAAAUUAAGUAUGCGCCGAGCGCGGGCAAAAUUAACUGAAGCUGCUGUUGAAGAGAUACGCAAAAAAGAUAGGGAAAGGUACCAUAUGAAAAAGGACAGAGGAGAAAUCAAAACUAUCGAUGAUUAUACACCCAGAAAACAGCGAGAAAUAAGAAAAAUGUGGCGUGAAAAAUCAAAGAAACGACGACAAUUACUAAAGAUGCGAAAAGCUACCAGCGCUCUCAUACAAGAAAAUACUCCACCACCAAGUCCAUCUUCAUCAUUCUCCCGAAUUGAAGUCGGACGUGCAGUAGCUGCUCGGAACAAAAGAGAAAAAAAAAUUGAAAAUGAGACUCUAAAGAAAAAGGUAUUACAUAUGGCAAAACAAAUAAAAAAAUAUAGAAUGCGAAUACGGAGGCUAGAAGAAAGAAAGCAGAAAGCGUCGAAUGUGGCUAGUCCUAAAAAUAAAGCCUUGAGAACAAACGUCAGAAAAGCUGUGUAUGAUUAUUUAAUACAAGAUGAAUACAGUAGAUUAACAUCAGGGAAAAAUGAGACAAUAACCCGGAAGAAAAGCAAGCGGCAAAUUCGUUUACUGAAUGACACACUCUUAAACUUACAUGUGAUAUUCCAAAGCAAAACAGGGAUUAAGAUUUCAUACCAGACUUUUCGUAGAUAUCGUCCUUUUUGGGUAUUGUUUCCGAAAACAUCAGCAAGAAACACGUGUCUUUGUACUUUGCAUGAAAAUAAUGAUCAAAUCAUUCGAUCACUUCAAAAGGCGAAAGUUGUCUCUUACCGAUCUGCUUCUGAUGCUGUUAAGGUACUGUGCUGUAAUAAUACACUGAAUCCUAAAUGUUUAGAGAGAGAGUGUCAGAGCUGCCGAAAUAAGAAACUUGUGAUUAAUAAUUUUAAUGAAAACGAUUACAUUACUUAUGAUAGAUGGGUCACUAAAAAUGUAGAUGUUAUUGUCAAAGGCGAACACAAAAAAUACAAGAAAUGUUUGAAAGAAACUGUUAAAACUAUGAAAGGCUCUCUAGUGAAGUUAUUACAUUCUAAUUUACCGUUAUUCAUGCAACAUGUAGCAAAUAUGAUUCAUCAAAUAAGAUCAAUCCAAACAGUUAAACAACAAUUAAGUUCUGCUGAAGGCUUAUUGCAUAUAGAUUUCUCAGAAAAUUAUCAUUGUAAAUACAGCGCUGAGGUUCAGUCCGCUCAUUUUGGUGGCUCUAAGCCUCAAUUGUCUCUUCAUACUUGCGUUUACUAUAGCAAUGCUGAAUCACCUAAUAAUGGUUUUCAAACUACGUCUAUGUGCUCUAUCUCAGAAAAUUUGCGUCAUGAUCCUGUGAUGAUCUGUGCUCACCUUAAACCAAUCUUACAGAGAAUCAAAGAAAUUAGUCCGAACUUAACAGAAUUACACAUAUUAAGUGACGGUCCAACAACGCAGUACCGAAACAAAUCUAUGUUCUUUUUAAUUGUAAACUUCAUAAGCCAAGAUUUAAAUGAUGUCAACAAUAUUAUAUGGCACUACAGUGAGAAAGGUCAUGGCAAAGGUGCCCCUGACGGAGUGGGUGGUUGCAUCAAAAGGCUAUGUGACAAUUCAGUCGCAAUGGGUAAAGACGUCCCUGAUUAUGGUUCUCUUAUGUUAUGUUUAAAAGAAAAUUGUAAAGGUAUAGAGAUUUACGGAAUAGGAGAUCCAAAUGUGCAAGAUAUUCAAGAAAUGGUCGCCAAAAAUAAAAUGAAUGCUUAUAAAGGGACAUUUAAGAUUCACCAACUUUCUUGGAAUCGAAGCGAACCAAAUAUUUUACAUGUAAGGAGGCUUAGUUGUCUGUCUUGUGCUACAAAUGCAGUUUGUCCACAUUUUGAAAUGGGUCAGAUAAAGGUUCCAGUCGCUGAUACGCGAUCACAUAGUCCCGUGAGUUUAGCUGACGCAAGAAAUAUAUCUCCGAGAAGUGUAGACACAGCCAAUGCUUCUACAGUUACUUAUAGAUCAAAUCUGGUUACACCUGAAGAAGAAACAGUUUCUCAGGAUCCCCCUCACAUCUCACGUCCCUAUAAGAGAUCGAGGUUCCUAUCAGACUCUGAUGAUUCAGAUGUAAUUUUUCCUCUACAACGUAUUCAUCCAUUACGCACAGACGGCAGCGAUGAAGACGACUUGAUUAUACAACCUCAGCAGGCUAAAAGACUAGUUUUCAAUCCCUUCUCUGACAGCGAAGAUGACGAACCUAUAUUCUAGCGUAGUUCUAGGAUACUAUAAGCGAUGACGUUUGUAACACGCUAUAGUUUCGUCAUCUUUUGUUUUAUGAUCUAUUUUCUCACUUUAUUUGUAGAGCUCAGCUAUAGUUGAUUGAUAGUAAUAUUUAAUUAAGAGUCGACCGAAAAGAAAUCUCUUCUGUGGACAUAAAAUAAUAUUUUUUUUUUUAAACUAGAGUUUAUUUUUUUAUCUCAUUUUAAAUUGAAGUAGUAUAAUACAACCAGAUUAUAAUGAUUCUAAGAAAAAUAUCAUUUUUAGUUUAGUUAUACGUAGCCAAAAUACACAUUUUAUCUUUUCUGUUGAUUUUGUUGUCUAUUCUGUGGAUAGUUAAUAAUUAAAAUAUCUAGUUAUUAGUACAAAUUAAGGCUUCGAUCUCUGAUAAUAUUUUUCCCAUGAUUAUUUUAUCUUUUUUCUUAAUAAAUGCUGAUUAAAACAAAAAAAAAACUACUUUUUAUUUUU
This is a messenger RNA of Pieris napi, 2976 nucleotides long. RefSeq lists its product as uncharacterized. The record is from RefSeq and is a predicted model, not a curated record. The transcript has 2 exons. The coding region runs from base 226 to 2499 and encodes 757 amino acids. NCBI's taxonomy places the organism in Eukaryota, Metazoa, Arthropoda, Insecta, Lepidoptera, Pieridae.